Messenger RNA from Amphiprion ocellaris (clown anemonefish), 1825 nucleotides. It is a transcript of the gene dldh, whose product is annotated as dihydrolipoamide dehydrogenase. The transcript has 14 exons. The coding region runs from base 108 to 1634 and encodes 508 amino acids. The record is from RefSeq and is a predicted model, not a curated record. NCBI's taxonomy places the organism in Eukaryota, Metazoa, Chordata, Actinopteri, Pomacentridae. Gene Ontology annotation, cellular component: mitochondrion; oxoglutarate dehydrogenase complex. Gene Ontology annotation, molecular function: dihydrolipoyl dehydrogenase (NADH) activity; flavin adenine dinucleotide binding.
UCCAGGCGUUGUUUUCGAAAUUGGUACUGCGCCUGCGCAACGAUAGGAGUCCUUGGCUGGUCGGCCUGCUGUAGGUUACAGAACCUGUGUGAGGGGACACAGACAAAAUGCAGAGCUGGACACAGUUAUACCGCUCUCUGGCCACGCGGAGCCACCAUCUCCCCUGCAAACUGCAUGGAGCCACAGCUCUGUCUGUCAGAACCUACGCUGAUAAAGCCGCAAUUGAUGCAGAUGUCACAGUGGUGGGCUCCGGUCCAGGCGGCUACGUUGCUGCCAUCAAAGCUGCACAGCUCGGCUUCAAGACGGUGUGUGUGGAGAAAAAUGCCACACUGGGUGGGACUUGUCUCAAUGUUGGCUGCAUCCCCUCAAAGGCUCUGCUGAACAACUCCUACUUGUACCACAUGGCUCAUGGCAAAGACUUUGAAAGCAGAGGCAUCGAAAUUUCAGGCCUCUCGUUGAACCUGGAAAAGAUGAUGGCUCAGAAGAGUGGGGCAGUCAAAGCUCUGACCGGAGGAAUCGCACAUCUAUUUAAACAGAACAAAGUGACCCAUGUCAACGGUUUUGGGAGGGUGACUGGUAAGAACCAGGUGACUGCUACAACAACCGAUGGUGGUGAACAGGUCAUCAACACAAAGAACAUCCUCAUCGCCACUGGCUCCGAGGUCACACCCUUUCCUGGUAUUCAGAUCGAUGAGGAGACAGUUGUGUCAUCGACAGGAGCUCUUUCCCUGAAGAAAGUACCAGAGGAGUUGAUUGUGAUUGGAGCUGGAGUCAUUGGAGUGGAGCUAGGCUCAGUGUGGCAGCGUCUGGGCUCCAAGGUCACAGCGGUGGAGUUCCUCGGUCAUGUGGGUGGCAUGGGCAUUGACAUGGAGGUCUCCAAGAACUUCCAGCGCAUUCUGCAGAAACAGGGCCUCAAGUUCAAGCUCAGUACGAAAGUCAUGGGAGCCACAAAGAGGCCUGAUGGCAAGAUUGAUGUGGCAGUGGAGGCAGCAGCUGGAGGGAAGAAUGAGACUCUGACAUGUGACGUGCUGCUGGUCUGCAUUGGCAGACGACCUUUCACCCAGAACCUCGGCCUCGAAUCUGUUGGCAUUGAGCUGGACAACAGGGGUCGCAUCCCUGUCAACAACCGCUUCCAGACCAAAGUGCCGAGUAUUUAUGCAAUCGGUGACGUAGUCGCUGGACCGAUGUUGGCCCACAAGGCUGAAGACGAGGGCAUCAUCUGUGUGGAGGGUAUGGCUGGUGGUGCCGUGCACAUCGACUACAACUGUGUUCCCUCCGUCAUCUACACACACCCCGAGGUGGCCUGGGUGGGCAAGACAGAGGAGCAACUCAAAGAGGAGGGUGUCCCUUACAAAGUUGGCAAGUUCCCCUUCGCAGCCAACAGUCGAGCCAAAACCAAUGCUGACACUGACGGCAUGGUGAAGAUCCUCAGCCACAAGGAGACAGACAGGAUGAUGGGAGCUCACAUCCUCGGAUCAGGAGCCGGAGAGAUGAUCAAUGAAGCUGCUUUGGCCAUGGAGUACGGAGCGUCAUGCGAGGAUGUCGCCCGGGUCUGCCAUGCCCAUCCUACAGUGUCGGAGGCUUUCAGAGAAGCUAACCUCGCUGCCUCCUUUGGCAAAGCUAUCAACUUCUAAUCUGCCAGCCGCUGUCGCACCUUCAGCAGACGUAGCAGUGGAGAAGCACAAAGCUGUGUGUCUGCGUCAACACAUGCAUCAGUUUCCCCCAUUGAGCUCCUCUGUAUACAUCCAACCUGUACCACAUUUAGUUCUGAUGUUAUUUAAAUGUUCUCCAUAAAAUAAUAAAAGGGGGUUUGGGUGGUAACUAA